Messenger RNA from Pocillopora verrucosa, 906 nucleotides. The record is from RefSeq and is a predicted model, not a curated record. Lineage: Eukaryota; Metazoa; Cnidaria; Anthozoa; Scleractinia; Pocilloporidae.
AUGAACAAAACGACUGCCCGUGUCCAUAGGAACAACUGGAACGAUGUAUACGUAGUUGGGUUUCGCGAUGACGUGACCGAAGUGAUAAAGAAGUUAAAUACCUUUCUUGAAAACAAUUGCAUUAGGGAAGAACGUUUUUUGUGCACGUCUGAUUUUAUGCGAAGGUAUCUUCUUGAGCUACGUCAAGAAGAUCUACACACCAUAGAAAAUCAACUAAAAGAUUUUGUAGUGAGUAUUAAAAAGGGAAAAGACGAUGAUGAUUUUAUUAUUUCUGGAAACAUAGAGGGUUUGAAUCGUGUGGGAGAGAAGCUCGACGCUCUGAUAGAUUCUAUUGAGUUGAAAACCUUUGAAGUGAAACAGCCAGGCCUUCGAAAAUAUUUUGACAGUGGAAAAGGAGAUCAGCUUGUAAAAUCGGUGGAAAAAGAUCAAGAUUGUGCCAUAGAAGUCAAGAAAAAGUUAGGUGGAGGAGGAAGAGACGAGGAGUUGCGCCUCGAAACCGUAUCCGACGCUUCUACCUCUUCAGGCGACAGCGACGAUGAUGCUGAGGAUGACCACCCUACCAUCAAUGAAACUGACUCGUCUACCCUGGUAAUAGCUCAAAGGCACAGAGUGUCCUGGAAACCUGGAGACAUAGGGGCAGAGAAGGCUGAAGUACUUGUCAGUUCUCUAGGAGCAUGCGAUCAAGCAAUCAUUGAUGCCGGUGGUCCUCAGGCCGCAACCCCCAACGUUGGUGACAUCACUGUCUCAGGCGGUUUUUCCUCAGUCAGUCAUGUGAUUCACACUCAAUGUUGUAAGUGGAAAAACGGUGGAGGGGAGCCGGUUAAAGCAACUGGAGACUACUCAGGCUCGAUUUUAGAUAUUUCCGAUGUAGUUUACCUCACUCCUCUCCGAAUUCUUCCAGAAUGA